Cajanus cajan (pigeon pea) is the source of this 1023-nucleotide messenger RNA. The record is from RefSeq and is a predicted model, not a curated record. NCBI's taxonomy places the organism in Eukaryota, Viridiplantae, Streptophyta, Magnoliopsida, Fabales, Fabaceae.
AUGCACACCGGUCGUGUCUCGUGGGAUCAGGUUAUCUUUAGCUUGCACAUUGCUGACAAUAUUUUAACUUAUGUUAGCAGGGUUGAACUUGAUAUGUUAUUACUAUAUGUAACUGAGACAAUUGAAGAAGUUGUAAAGCUCUUGGGAAAAAUUAAUGCUAAUACAACUGAGGGAUGCAGUCCAAUUUGUGUUGAGGAGCACUUAACAGCUCUAAAUUUUAGGUGCAUUGAACGAAUUUAUGGUCAACAUGGGCUUGAUGUAACGAAUUUGCUAAAGAAGAAUGCAUCUUUAGUUUUGCCGGUCAUUUUAACCCGCUUGAAGCAGAAACAGGAUGAGUUGGCAAGGUGUCGUGCUGAUUUUAAUAUAGUCUGGGCUGAAAUAUAUGCAAAGAACUAUCACAAAUCACUUGAUCACCGUAGUGACUACCUUAAGCAGCAGGAUACAAAAAGCUUGAGCACUACAGACUUAUUGGAAGAAAUCAAAGAAAUCAGUGAGAAGAAACAAAAAGAAAAUGAUUUUCUUGCAAUUUCUGCUGUAAACAGACAGCCUAUUAUUCCUCUCAUGGAAUCUGGGUAUCCUGAUCUGGAGAUUCAUGAAGAUGGACCUAAUGAUACAGAAGGUGUUGUCAAGGCUAAGAAUAAUUCUGCCAAAAGUGGUAUUGCAAUUGCCAAGGGUCAUGUUAGUCUUGGUGUUGGAUCUAACAAAAUGAAUCCCAAGAGUUUGAACUCUAAUAGAAAUGGGAAUGAGAGUGUUCAGCUAGAAGAAUCUAAUUCCUGCAAAGAACGGAAAACAAAUGAGGAUAAUAUGGUUGAGGAGGAUAAUUAUCUUUAUUUAGAGUGCUCUACACUUAAGCCUGAAACCUUACGCCGUAGUACACAGCAGGGUAAAGUGAAUAUAAAUGCAUCCAUUCCUAAUGAAGUCUCAAGAGGCAAUAAGCAAGAUCAUUCCAUUGAACAGUUAGUGAUUGCUAAUGCCUCACUGUCCUCUGGUAUGGAUAAGGAAUGGUUAUGGAGUCUCUUUUAA